CGGAGACUCAAAACUAAAGUCAUUAAUAAAUAAAUGCACCGUCAAAUCAGGUACCUUAAAGAUAGGUUGCCUUGCAAAUCAGGUACACUAAAGAUAGGUUGCCAUAUUGUGGAAAACAAGUGAAAUUUAUGAACGAUUGACCAAAGCCGCGUUGCGUGAAAGAAGUGUUCACUUUCAGCUUCUGAAGGCUGACAGGAAAAUUGAUUGUCUUGUACUACAGAAUCCACUUUACCAUAGUAGAUAGGAGCUUGAAACCUUUUUAACUCACCAGCAGUGUGAAAAGAUUAUGGCGGAGAUAGUUCUGUGCCCUCUUCUACAGAUUGUCUUUGAAAAGCUAGCCUCUCGGUUCCUGAAAGAGAUUGCAGAUCGAUGUGGAUUCAAGGAUGAAAUCAAGAAGCUUCAACGCGCAUUGGGCGCUAUCCAGACUGUGCUUCAGGAUGCCGAAGAGUGGCAAGCUACAGAUAAAAGUUCAAAGUUGUGGUUAAGUGACCUUAGAGAGGUAGCUUUUGAUGCUGACGACUUGCUUGAAGAGUUUGGUCCUGAAGCGAUGAUACAAGAAAACAAUAAUAGCUUGACUGAACAGGUGACAAACAUUGUUCCUUCUUUGAGACCUUUCAUAACAUAUCUUAAAAAGUUGCCUGAACUAAAACAGAUUAGGGAGAGAUUGGAUGUGUUAUUGGAUGAGAGGUCUAAUUUCAAGCUCAAGAGAAAAGAUGGCGAUAAAGCGAUUAAAAGUCAACAGAAAAGAGAAACUGGUUCUUUUGUGAUUGAAUCCGAAGUUAUAGGGAGAGAAGAAGAUAAAGAAAAGAUAGUAGACAUGCUACAAUUAACUGCUGAAAGUAAAGUCAAUGAGGUUGUCUCAGUUAUUCCCAUAGUGGGUUUAGGGGGACUUGGUAAAACCACACUUGCUCAACUAGUCUAUAAUGAUGAAAGGGUGAUAGGAAAUUAUGAACUCAGGAUGUGGGUGUCCGUUAAUGAUGAUUUUCAUGUGAGAAAGAUUGUUAAUUUGAUGAUAGAAUCUGCAACUAGGAGAAAGUGUGAUGAUCUCAUAGGGAUGGAUGUUCUUCAGUCGAAAUUACGGGACUUGUUAUUCAAGAGAAGAUAUUUGCUUGUACUUGAUGAUGUAUGGAACGAAGAUGCUGAUGAAUGGGAUAAGCUUAAAAGUUUGCUGAAAUUAGGUGCAGAGGGAAGCAAAGUCAUAGUCACAACAAGAAGUGCAAAGGUUGCUGCGUGCUUCGCAAAUGAUCAAGAGGACCACGCAAAUCUGUUGCCUAUUGGAAAACAAAUAGUGAGAAAAUGUGGGGGUGUUCCUUUAGCAGCAAAGGCACUCGGGAGUCUUAUGCGGUUCAAAAGAGAGCCAGAUGAAUGGUUAUCUGUGCAGGAAAAUGAGAUUUGGAAUGUUUGUGAAGACGAAAAUGGGAUAUUACCUGCCUUAAGGUUGAGUUAUAGUCAUUUGCCACUGCAUCUGAAAGGAUGCUUUAUGUAUUGCUCGAUCUUUCCAAAGAACUACGUUAUCAAGAAAGAGAAGUUAAUCCAUCUUUGGAUUGCGGAAGGCUUAAUUCAGUCUUGCCAAUACCCUUUGCGAGGCACUCAAUCACGUAAAGAAGGAACAUCUCUUGAGAACAGCGGGAGCAAUUAUUUUAACGAAUUAAUGUGGAUGUUUUUGUUUGAAGAAGUGAAGAAAAACAGCGGUGGUGAUGUAGUUGAGUGCAGAAUGCACGAUCUCAUUCAUGAUCUUGCAAAAUCUGUUGCUGGAGAAGAGUUUUUCAUAUUUGAACAUGGUUGCCUGCCGAAAAAUCUGGCUAGAGUUCGAUACUCAUCUGUAGUUUGCCAUUCUGAAUCUUGUACCAUUCCAGAAGCCUUGUAUGAGGCAAAGAAGUUACGAACUCUUAUCUUUUUGUUUUCCAAUGGUGACUCUGGUGAAAUCCCAGCCAAGUUGUUUACACAUUUUCGGAGCCUGCGAGUCCUAGACCUCAGUUAUAGUGGCAUCAAAAGGUUGCAAAGCACAGUUUCUUGCUUGAAGCAUUUGAGGUACCUUGACCUGUCGAAUACCUUUAUUGCAACAUUACCAGAAACUAUAGGUAGCCUCUGCAAAUUGGAGGUGCUAAACAUUUCAGGUUGCUCUGAUUUGACUGGUCUCCCAAGGAACUUAGAUAGAUUGUGCAUGCUAAGACAUCUGAUCAUAAAUGAUUGCGAAAGGUUAACUUGCUUGCCAGACAACAUCGGUCAGCUAUUUCAUCUUCAGACAUUGCCGAUCUUUAUCGUAUCAAACAAGACCGAUAACUUUAAACAGUUGGCGAGGCUGCAGCUUAGGGGUGAGCUGACAAUCAAGAACUUGGAGGAUGUGAAACAAGAAAUUAGAGCAGUAAUCUUGGGUAUGAAAAACCUUCAUUCGCUGGAGCUGUCAUGGGGUGAUGAUCAUAAGCGGCUGGACUUGAAAGUUCAAAACGAUUCUAACUGCAAAUUAGGUGAGAACGUGCUUGACUGCUUGCAACCAUCAAAAAAUCUCAAACACUUGUCAAUAAAAGGGUAUCCAGGAAUCCAUCUUCCAAGCUGGAUAAAGACUCCUUCACUGCCUGUUUUAACUAAAAUAGUGUUGAUGAACUGCAAAAGAUGUGAACAUCUCCCUGCUUUAGGUCAACUUCCAGUACUAGAGAUCAUCCAUAUGCAUGGAAUGGAUUGCGUGAAGAAUAUAGGCAGAGAGUUCUACGGGGAAAACAAGAAGAAAUUGUUUGCAUCAUUAAAGGAGUUAUCCCUCAUAGACUUCCCUGAUCUGGAAUUCUGGUGGGGUAUAAGUGGAGGUGAAGAAUUCCCCUCCCUUGUCAAAUUAAUCAUCAAUAAAUGUCCUAAGUUGAUGAACAUGCCGCGAUUUGCAGCGCUUAGGCAUUUAGAGUUGCAGAGUUGCAAUGAAUCUAUAUUAAUGUCAGCAGGAAAUAUAACCUCGCUAUCUGUGCUCAUCAUUGGUGGCUUUACUGGACAAUUAAUUCUAUUGGAUAACUUGCUUCGGAGCAAUGUUCAUCUCUUGUCUCUAACUAUCAGCUCUUGUCCCAACCUUUGCUGCAUCCCACAGAGUUUGGGGAGCCUUGUGUCCCUAACAUCUUUGACAAUUCGUUGGUGUGACGAGCUCUCAUCUUUGCCACAACAAUUGCAGAAUCUAACCUGUUUGCAGUCUCUAGAGAUCAGUGAAUGCCAUGGCCUUUCUACUUCACCCCAUCAUAUCGACGGGUUAAUUUCCCUCAAAUAUUUAUCCAUCGAGAACUGCAGUAACCUAAGAUCAUUACCCGUUGGACUGCUACAUCUUACUUCUCUCGAACAAUUAACCAUCAUGUACUGUCCAAAUCUGGUGUGUUUGCCAACUGAGUGGCAUAACCUUUCCAUGCUGAGGAGUUUGUCCAUUUUAUGCUGCCCGGAGCUAUCAUCUUUGCCUGAAAGUGUUAAACAUGUUACAACACUGCAAAAUCUUGAAAUACAUGGUUGUCCGGGUUUACGUAUGUUGCCGGAGUGGAUUGCAGAUCUUUCGAUUCUUAGAUCUUUGGCAAUAUCAGAUUGUCCUAAUAUAAACUCACUUCCAGAAGGUUUUCAGAGCCUGGACACCCUUCAGCGUCUCUCGAUUCAUGAAUGUCCAAGGCUUGAAGAGCAUUGCAAGAAAAACUUAGGUAAGGAUUGGCCAAAAAUAGCUCAUAUUGCACAUAUUUACAUCGGAUCACCACAGCUCGGGAAAGUUAAUAAUGUUGCGAGCAGCUCAUCGCGUUAAUGUCGAAUACAAACAAAAACCUGAUCGUGCUGUUGACAAGUACGGCAACCCUGAACCGGCAAUGCCACUCGUAAAUGGUACUCUCCCGUUGAAUUAAUUUAUAAAGAUACAAAGAGAGUAUGGAUCCACUUAUACUGUAAAAUCAUUUGGUACAAAUUCAUGAUGCAUGAAGGUGUCUUUCAGGAGAUGAUCGUGUGCGUAAUGGGCAUGAGUUUUCGUUCGGGGUUGCCUGUAGAAUCAUUUGUACUGCUGCCUUCGGGCCACCAUAUGUACCGUUUUUGGGUUUUGAAGCUUUCAAUGAACUUCGUCUUCCCAUUUGCCUAACUGUUUUUAAGUGAAUCGUUCCUUAUUUAUAUAUGUAAUACAAACAAUUAUGGAAAUAUGUGAAAAUAAUUAUUAUCAAUAUGAUAA
This is a messenger RNA of Gossypium arboreum, 4165 nucleotides long. RefSeq names its product disease resistance protein RGA2-like. The record is from RefSeq and is a predicted model, not a curated record. Gene Ontology annotation, molecular function: ADP binding. Gene Ontology annotation, biological process: defense response to other organism. Lineage: Eukaryota; Viridiplantae; Streptophyta; Magnoliopsida; Malvales; Malvaceae.